Molecule: messenger RNA, 1165 nt
Organism: Brassica oleracea var. oleracea
Lineage: Eukaryota; Viridiplantae; Streptophyta; Magnoliopsida; Brassicales; Brassicaceae
Product: josephin-like protein
Exons: 2
Coding region: 568-1008 (146 amino acids)
Source: RefSeq, a predicted model, not a curated record
CUUCCUUAUCCUUUCUUCUGUACAUAAUGAAUGUCUGGAAUAUCUCUCUUGUGAAUUGUAAUAUUGGAACCAAUGUUCUCCUUGAAUCAAAUAAGAAUUCAUUGGGGGAUAUGGUUGGAUUAUUAUUCUCAUCACAGUACUGAAAAGAUGUCUUCUCUCAUCGUUUUCGGGUUAAAUUGGUAUGCAUAGGGUUGGUGUUAAAUCUAUCCUGCUAGCAGUUUUGCCUUUUUUAUUCUUUUCCCUAUUGGCAUUUUUGAAGCCUGUCAUAUAUGUCAGUCAAUCGCAUGCCAUUAGCAUCUAAUCACUUGACUUUAUACUGCAAAAACUAUUGUUCUGAUCCCUAUGGAAUGUUCUCACAUGUAAUUAAAUGCAUCUUAUAUGCUUUCUCAUAUUCUUGUCCCCAUUGCCCACCACUAAGUUGUUUUUUUUCUCCUUUUUUGUAGCCGCAGACUCGUGAAAAGAACCUGCCAUACAUAAAGGUACGUUUGUAUUUGGCCUCUCCUGGAGUCAAAAAAAUAACUUUUUCAGAUUGUUUCGGUGCACACAUGAGUGAUCAUCAAAAGAAGAAUGAUACCAAAUGGUUGCUUCAUAAUAAAGAACCUUUUUCUUCAUUUAAACAAAGCUACUGGAACAAAACGAAUCAACACUACAACGGUUCAGAGAGAUGCCUCAGCUAAGCAGACCGCAACCAAGGGACCUUAUGGUGGUAAGAACCCCGGAUGCACAACGAGCUGCGGAUUGAGGUUACCAAGGAAAACAGAAGCCACAGCAGCCAGAAUGAUCAAGCAUCUUGGCUGUAAAUUUGCAAAAGGUUUGCGUCUGGUGGUGAUGAGGAAGAAGAGGAAAUCUCAACCGUCUAAGGUUUCUUCUUCUUCUUCCUCAGGGAGAUCUCAGCCGUCGAUCAUGCCAAUAAGCAAUGACAGUCAUAGAUCAGAGGCUAUAGAGGACUGCAUAGAGUUCAUCAACUCAUCGUCCUCCUUCACCAGAUCAAACUCUACUACUUCUUAAGUGUCAUCUCUCUCAAAUCCGUUGUCCCCGUUGUUCAUUGUCUAUAUCUAUUUGCUUAUUUGUGAGAAUAUUACAUGUAAUGUCUAUAAGUCUAUGUGACUUUCUGUUGAUGUGUACUAUGGCAAUAGUAAAGGUAAAUAUGUUAAAUCAGUUAUCA